Eubalaena glacialis (North Atlantic right whale) is the source of this 422-nucleotide messenger RNA. It is a transcript of the gene TAFA1, whose product is annotated as TAFA chemokine like family member 1. The transcript is spliced from 5 exons. The record is from RefSeq and is a predicted model, not a curated record. Gene Ontology annotation, biological process: neuroblast differentiation; regulation of neuroblast proliferation. Lineage: Eukaryota; Metazoa; Chordata; Mammalia; Artiodactyla; Balaenidae. Gene Ontology annotation, molecular function: receptor ligand activity. Bases 21 to 422 code for a protein of 133 amino acids.
AAGACCUGUAUUCAAAGAGAAUGGCAAUGGUCUCUGCGAUGCCCUGGGUCCUGUAUUUGUGGAUAAGUGCUUGUGCGAUGCUGCUCUGCCAUGGAUCCCUUCAGCACACUUUCCAGCACCAUCACCUGCGCAGACCAGAAGGAGGGACAUGUGAAGUGAUCGCUGCGCACAGAUGUUGUAAUAAGAACCGCAUUGAGGAGCGAUCACAAACAGUCAAGUGUUCCUGUCUACCCGGCAAAGUGGCUGGAACGACAAGAAACCGACCUUCCUGUGUCGAUGCCUCCAUAGUGAUUGGGAAAUGGUGGUGUGAGAUGGAACCUUGUCUAGAAGGAGAAGAGUGUAAGACACUCCCUGAUAAUUCCGGAUGGAUGUGCGCUACAGGCAAUAAAAUCAAGACCACAAGAAUUCACCCAAGAACCUAA